UGUUGAUUUCAAAUAGUGUUUACUUUUAAGUUGAAUGAAAUCUAUUUGUGUUGUUUAUUUAAAAUGUUAAAAUGUUCGACGAUAGUAGUUAAUUUACUUGAAUGCAAGAAAAUCAAACAAAAUUAAACAAGUGUCGAAAAUUUAUUAAGUGUUGAUAUCUUUAAAAAAUUAUGUUUACUGGGAAUGAAUUUAAGCAAAAAUAUAUCAAAACUGAUGAAAAUAUAGUGAUAAGCCACGAACGAUACAGAGUGAGGAUUAAAAACCAUUAAAAAAUAGCAUGAAAUAAGAUUAAAUAAAUAAAACUGAAAACUUACUGAAACAUAAAAAACUUAUAAAGCUUAUUAUUUUGUUUGUAUAAUGGAUGGAAUGACCACAUACUACAAUCAUUUUCCAAUUCCACACAUGUAUAGUUUUCCAUUGAUGCUUCCUGAAUGGAGUCCAACUGUGUCUCCAUGUAACAUCUACACACCACCUUUAUUACCAGUUACUGUGGUUAAUCCACACAUAAUAACACCCAUACUAUGCCCAUAUACAAGUACUUUAGUUACGGAACCAAUAAUUCCUAUUAUACCAACAGUUGCAGUUGAUGUAACACCUGUAGUAUGUAAUAAUAAUUUAUAUAGUCAGGUAUAUACGCCAGAAUUUAAUUGCACAGAAAAAUCAGUGCCCACAGAAGCUUUGAGUGAUAAAGUUCAAUAUUUGGAAGAUGUCUUAUCAAAAAAAGAAAUAGAAGAAGUUAUUGAUAAAUCAGAGGAUAGUGAACAAAACAUUAGUCCGAUUGAACGGUAUCUACAGUUACCAAGAGAACUGUUUCCAACAGCAAGGAUGUUAUCAAUAGAUCCAAAUUCGAUAAUAGAUGAGUUCUGUAAAUUAGCAAGUAUACGCGAAAAUGUGUCAUGGAUUUUAGACUUGGAAUUUGGUAUACCUAGGGCACCUGUUACGAGAGCCAUUGCUGCCUACGAUGUUAAAUUUAACAGCGUUCAUUGUAAAAAUACACCAGGCGCCAUACAUCCAGGUUUUGAAAAGUGCAAUAGUGGUUUUAAGCGUGCUAUUAUCUUUUAUUACGACUGUAUUGUAUCUAACUGGUACAAUGGCUAUAUCGUUUUGAAUUACGAUAAAUGUGUCGAGAAGUUUCAGUCGUGGUUGCAGGUGCCGAUGCAGAUUUUUGGGAUGUGUUGGCCUUAGCAUGUAGCAUGAUUUACAACGCAGAGCAUGUAGGUACUUAGUUUUAAGAUUUGUAAAUAGACCAUGUACAGUACUUUAUCCUUUUAACCUUUUACGUGCAUUGCUCGAAUUUUUUAAAUUAAAAUACUAAACGCUAAA
Messenger RNA from Maniola jurtina (meadow brown), 1323 nucleotides. RefSeq lists its product as uncharacterized. The coding region runs from base 358 to 1185 and encodes 275 amino acids. The transcript has 2 exons. The record is from RefSeq and is a predicted model, not a curated record. Lineage: Eukaryota; Metazoa; Arthropoda; Insecta; Lepidoptera; Nymphalidae.